Messenger RNA from Pseudogymnoascus destructans, 1755 nucleotides. RefSeq lists its product as uncharacterized. The transcript is spliced from 3 exons. Gene Ontology annotation, biological process: L-valine biosynthetic process. Bases 1 to 1755 code for a protein of 584 amino acids. Lineage: Eukaryota; Fungi; Ascomycota; Leotiomycetes; Thelebolales; Thelebolaceae. Gene Ontology annotation, molecular function: thiamine pyrophosphate binding; acetolactate synthase activity; flavin adenine dinucleotide binding. The record is from RefSeq and is a predicted model, not a curated record. Gene Ontology annotation, cellular component: acetolactate synthase complex; mitochondrion.
AUGUAUACCGCGUCAUUCGCCUUCUUUGAGGCGCUAUGGGAGGCCGGCGUCACCCAUUGCUUCGUCAACUUAGGCUCCGACCAUCCAAGUAUCAUUGAGGCCAUGGUUAAGGGUCAGAAUGAGAAAAAGGGCGAGUUCCCAAGGAUUAUCACUUGCCCAAACGAGAUGGUAGCGCUAUCGAUGGCAGACGGAUUUGCCCGGCUGACCGGGAAGCCACAAUGUGUCAUCGUACACGUCGAUGUGGGAACACAAGGCCUCGGUGCUGCGGUCCACAACGCCAGCUGUGGACGGGCACCCGUCCUCAUAUUUGCCGGCCUUUCACCAUUUACUAUCGAGGGCGAGAUGCGCGGAUCCCGAACCGAAUACAUCCAUUGGAUCCAAGAUGUGCCGGAUCAAAAACAAAUUGUAUCCCAAUACUGCCGCUACUCUGCCGAGAUCAAGACAGGAAAGAACAUCAAGCAGAUGGUCAACAGAGCUCUGCAGUUUGCGUGCAGCGACCCAGCGGGGCCAGUGUAUCUCUGCGGCGCGAGAGAGGUCAUGGAGGAAGAUCUCACGCCGUAUUCUCUGGAACAAGCACACUGGAAUCCAGUUGAGCCCGCAGCUCUAUCAGAAAACGCCGUCAAGACCAUCUCCGAUGCCCUCGCCGAAGCGAAGAACCCCCUUCUUAUUACCGGAUACAGUGGCCGAAACCAGAAGUCUGUUCCAGAGUUGGUUAAGUUGGCCGAUACGGUUAAAGGACUGAGAGUUCUUGACACGGGCGGCAGCGAUAUGUGUUUCCCUUUUGAUCAUCGUGCAUCACUGGGACUGAGAUACGGAAGUGAGGAGAACAUAACAACAGCAGAUGUCAUCGUUGUCAUCGAUUGCGAUGUCCCAUGGGUAAACACCCUGUGCAAGCCAUCGAAGACGGCCAAGAUAUAUCACAUUGAUGUGGAUCCACUUAAGCAGCAGAUCCCCGUAUUUUACUUGGCUGCCGCAUCCAGAUAUAGGGCGGAUAGCUACACAUCGAUCAGCCAACUUACGAAGUAUUUAUCUUCGAAUUAUGCUACUAAAUUUGCCGAGGAUACGUUUAACAGCAAAUGGGAGGCCUUGGCUCAAUCUCACCAAGCGCGCCUAACAAAUAUUGCCCAGCUUGCAUUGCCAAAAGAUGACGGCUCGUUUGGCACUGGUUAUCUAUGCCGCACCCUUCGAAAGCUCGUUCCCGAGGAUACAAUUUUCGCAAUCGAAGCAGUGACAAACACUGGAUUUGUAGCUGAUAAUAUCCAAGCAACCCUUCCUGGCUCUUGGAUCAACUGUGGGGGUGGCGGACUCGGUUGGUCUGGAGGCGGUGCACUGGGUAUCAAAUUGGCCUCGGAAUAUGAGAAUGGCGCAGGAAAAGGGAAGUUCGUAGUCCAGAUCGUUGGGGAUGGUACAUUCCUGUUUAGUGUUCCCGGAAGUGUGUACUGGAUCUGUCAAAGAUAUAAAAUCCCCAUCCUCACAAUUGUCCUGAACAACGAUGGAUGGCAUGCUCCCAAGAGAUCUCUCCUGUUGGUUCAUCCCGAUGGGCUUGGCUCAAAGGCUACGAAUGAGGAGUUGAACAUCUCAUUCGCCCCUACACCCGACUAUGCAGGAAUCGCCAAAGCAGCAGCCGGGGGUAAGCUAUUCGCUGAGAAGGUAGCUAAGAGUUCUGAUCUUGAGGGGGUUCUUCAAAGGGCUGUCGACGCUGUCAAGGGUGGCACAACUGCCGUCAUUGACGCUGUUGUGGCUCCGGGUUGUUAG